AUGAAGAGUCCCUACGUUGCUACGAGCGCGCUGCGGCAUGUGACCCAUCAGGAGAUCACCAAGCUCCAACUCCCGGAGGACCGCGACCUCUACAGCGCCACGACCGCGACGAUCCUCUACGCCCAGGGCGUCGCGUUCAGCGCGCUGGGCCGGGUCCCGGAAGCCGAGGCCGCCCAGAAACAAUUCGAGGCAGCAGGCGCGAGGGUCCCCGACAGUCGCCUGAACAGUAUCCCCUGUAAGCAGGCAGACGUCUUCGGCGUUGCCUCUGCCAUGCUCGGUGGCGAGCUGGAGUACCGCAAGGGGAACUUCGAGGUUGCCUUCUCGCUCCUCAGGGAGGCUGUCCAGCGCGAGGAUGCCUUGGCGUACUCUGACCCGCCACCGUGGAUGCAGCCUGUCCGCCAUGCCCUAGGAGGCUUGCUGCUCGAACAGGGCCGCGUUGGCGAGGCGGAGCGGGUGUUCAAGGAGGAUCUGGGGUUUGCAGCGGACUUCCCGCGCCGUCGGGCGCAUCCCAACAAUGUUUGGGCAUUGCAUAGAUUGCAUGAGUGCCUUGUGAGAUCCGGUAAGGCCGAUGAGGCGUUACCUCAACUGUACGAUCUGGACACUGAACACCUCAGCGACCUCGAUUCUGCUGCCCUCAUACUGUCGAAAAAGAUGUGUGUCAACGUUCAGCCAAUAUGCAAUGCCUGCAGUACCAAUGCCAAGGAAGUUGAGCUCCACGAAUGCAUUUUCCGCGACUGUCAAUACCCCGAGGAAUGCACACGGUUCCUGAGCCGCCGCGAGCUUCUCGAAUGGGAUUGCGAUACCCCGGGUUGCGGUCUUAACAUGGAGAGCAUCGACGAUAGGCUCGCUGAGAUUGAUCGAAUGCUUCGUAUGGAAAUAGACCUGCCUCUCAGGCCAGCCGAAGGCGACUCCCUCGGAUCCCAUGACGACAAUCACGACGGACAGGCCAGUCCAAACUUUCAUGGUUUCGACGGGGAUGGCACUUCACUCGCACGCGACGAAACAAGAAGCGCCACUGGAGUCAACAUCACGCCCUACGACGAUCACACCCCCAACGACAGCGUUGUUGCCAACGGAAAUGUCUCUGCCAACGACCAUGUUGCUGCCAACGAUAGCGCAAUGGAAUGCUUCAACGUCCUUCACCGAGGCUAUUGGCCUGCUGGGUCUGGGAUUGGGGUUUACGUCCUGGCCCUGCGGAUCUGCAAGACCAAGAUCAUCGUAGGUCUCCCCUCCGAUAAGGAUGAGGAACUGCGCGCGAUAGACGGGGGCGACGGUGGCUCGGUGGCGCGGCGUGAAAAGGCAAGUGGGCCGUGGUUUCGUUCUCGUCUGGGAAAUGAACAGGACCUUGCAUAG
This is a messenger RNA of Diaporthe citri, 1353 nucleotides long. RefSeq lists its product as uncharacterized. The coding region runs from base 1 to 1353 and encodes 450 amino acids. The transcript is spliced from 4 exons. Lineage: Eukaryota; Fungi; Ascomycota; Sordariomycetes; Diaporthales; Diaporthaceae. Gene Ontology annotation, cellular component: intracellular anatomical structure. Gene Ontology annotation, molecular function: protein binding. The record is from RefSeq and is a predicted model, not a curated record.